Coffea eugenioides is the source of this 2176-nucleotide messenger RNA. RefSeq names its product protein disulfide isomerase-like 1-4. Gene Ontology annotation, biological process: response to endoplasmic reticulum stress; protein folding. The transcript is spliced from 12 exons. The record is from RefSeq and is a predicted model, not a curated record. Gene Ontology annotation, cellular component: endoplasmic reticulum. NCBI's taxonomy places the organism in Eukaryota, Viridiplantae, Streptophyta, Magnoliopsida, Gentianales, Rubiaceae. Bases 112 to 1884 code for a protein of 590 amino acids. Gene Ontology annotation, molecular function: protein disulfide isomerase activity.
UCUCCAAAGUCCAAAACCCCUGUUUCCUUGUCCCCGCCAGAUCUCUCUGUCAUCACUCUGCCAAGUGCUAAGUCUCCGAUCCGAGUCAACUCACCUCCGGCACCACCAACAAUGCCGAAUCGACUCUUUAUACUCUUGUCACUCACCUGUCUCCUCCUCUUCUCGAGUCUCCUAACUCCUGUCCUCUCCAAAACCCCCGCCCCCUCCGACGCAGACGACGACGAAGACCUCAGCUUCCUCGAAGCUGACGAUGACGACGACGCCGCAUCGAAGCACACCUCCCAACACCAGCAUUUGAAAGACGAUGAUGGCUAUGACAACGAAGACGACGAAGAAAGCUACGACGAUUUCGAAAUUCCCUCCAACUUCGAUCACGGCGAUGGGGAAGAAAACGAUGACGUAGAAUUAGGCCCUAAGGUGGACGAGAAAGACGUCGUCGUGUUGAAUGAGGGGAACUUUAGUGAUUUUAUCGAGAGUAAUAAGUAUGCGAUGGUCGAGUUUUACGCGCCGUGGUGCGGACAUUGUAAGGCAUUGGCGCCUGAGUACGCCGCCGCGGCCACGGAGUUGAAGAAUUUGGAGGGUGAAAAGGUGGCGCUUGCGAAGGUGGAUGCUACCGAGCAGCAUGAGCUGGCGGAGCAGUAUGAAGUUCAAGGAUUUCCAACUGUUUUUUUCUUUGCUGAUGGAGAGCAUAAACCCUACACUGGUCAACGAUCCAAAGAUGCAAUUGUGACCUGGAUUAAGAAGAAGAUAGGACCAGGGGUAGGAAAUAUUACUACAGUUGAUGAUGCAGAACGGAUAUUAACCUCUGAGGACAAAGUUGUUUUGGGCUUCCUCAAUUCUUUGGUGGGUUCUGAGAGUCAGGAACUUGCUGCUGCAUCAAAACUUGACGAUGAUGUUAACUUCUACCAAACUGUAAAUCCUAAUGUGGCAAAGCUGUUUCACAUAGAAACCGACAUGAAACGCCCUGCAUUGGUCUUGCUAAAGAAAGUGGCUGAGAAAGUCACACUAUUUGAUGGUCAAUUCACCAAGUCUGCAAUAGUUGAGUUUGUUUCAGCCAACAAGCUACCCUUGGUGACCACUUUUACCAGAGAGAGUGCACCUCUGAUUUUUGAAAGUCCAAUUAAAAAACAGCUGUUACUUUUUGCUACGUCAAGUGAUUCAGGAAAGGUUGUCCCAACAUUUCAAGAGGCAGCAAAGGAUUUUAAGGGAAAGCUUAUCUUUGUGUAUGUGGAGAUGGACAAUGAAGAUACUGGAAGGCCUGUGGCAGAUUAUUUUGGUAUAGAAGGGAAUGCUUCAAAGGUUCUUGGAUUCUUGGGAAAUGAUGAUGCUAAAAAAUACAUAUUUGAUGGGGAGAUUACUCUUGAGAAGAUCAAGGCAUUUGGGGCAGACUUCUUGGAAGACAAGCUUAAACCUUUUUACAAGUCAGAUCCAAUUCCUACUACUAAUGAUGGGGAUGUCAAAAUAGUUGUUGGAAAUAACUUUGAUGAAAUUGUUUUGGAGGAGUCAAAAGAUGUUCUUCUGGAGAUUUAUGCACCAUGGUGUGGGCAUUGCCAAGCUCUUGAGCCAACAUAUAACAAACUUGCCAAGCACCUGCGUGGAAUCGAAUCUAUUGUCAUUGCGAAAAUGGAUGGAACAACAAAUGAACAUCCUAGAGCCAAGGCUGAUGGAUUCCCCACACUUCUUUUCUUCCCGGCAGGAAAUAAGAGCUCUGAGCCUAUUCCUGUUGAAACUGAUCGAACUGUGGUGGCACUCUAUAAGUUCCUGAAGAAACAUGCUUCUACCCCCUUCGAGCUCCAGAAACCAACAUCCUUACCAACACCCAAAGGUUCUGAUGCUAAAGAAGGGACUAAAAGCUCCACCGCAGAUGUAAAAGAUGAACUAUGACGUUAGUGUCAUAUAGCUGCCGUGUACUCGAACGAACAAUGAACAGAGCUGAAGAUGGACGAAAUCAGCGAUUUUCUUUUUUCUUUUUUCCUUUUCUGGUAUGUUUGCUAGGUUUUAAUUUAAAAAUUUUGGUUGUUGUAACCUGAGAGAGCCGUGCACGACCAAUAAUAGGAAUCAAGCCGCCUCUUACCCAAUCAGGCUUAAAUUGUCCUAAAUUGUACUGUGUAUACAUGAUACCAUCUGUAAGUUUAGCAAUUGAGAGUUUUAGAACUGUAUCUUUCCUUGCCUUUAA